This is a messenger RNA of Penicillium atrosanguineum, 1077 nucleotides long. RefSeq names its product SIR2 family NAD-dependent protein deacylase. The record is from RefSeq and is a predicted model, not a curated record. NCBI's taxonomy places the organism in Eukaryota, Fungi, Ascomycota, Eurotiomycetes, Eurotiales, Aspergillaceae. The coding region runs from base 1 to 1077 and encodes 358 amino acids. Gene Ontology annotation, molecular function: histone deacetylase activity, NAD-dependent; NAD+ binding. The transcript is spliced from 2 exons.
AUGGGAAACGAAGAGUCAGCCAUGGUGAGCGACUCCACUCACCCCUCGGUGUUGGAAGCUCGCAAUAUCGACGGAAUUGCCAGAUAUGUUAAGAAACACAAUGUUCAGAAUAUUGUGAUGAUGGUAGGAGCGGGAAUAAGCACCUCAGCAGGCAUCCCGGAUUUCCGAUCACCAGAGACGGGACUCUAUGCCAACUUGGCUAUGCUGGACUUGGAAGAACCUGAAGAUGUAUUCGACAUAGGUUUCUUCAGACAAAACCCGAAGCCGUUUUACGCCUUGGCGCGUGAACUCUACCCCGGACGCUAUCGCCCAACCGUCGCACACGCCUUCAUUAAAUUACUGCAUGAAAAGGGCCUGCUAUUGAAGCAUUUUACUCAGAACAUCGACUGUCUUGAGCGCCAGGCGGGUGUUCCUGGUGACAAGAUUAUUGAAGCGCAUGGCAGCUUCGCUACACAGCGGUGCAUCGACUGCAAGGUGCCCUAUCCGGACGAUGAGAUGCACGAGAUUGUUGAGAAAGGCGAGGUGCCGCUCUGCAAGGAGUGCGGCGGUCUGGUCAAGCCCGACAUUGUCUUUUUUGGUGAAGCCCUUCCCGAGAGUUUCUUUCAGAACCGCUUUCUACCAGAAGAGGCGGACCUUUGCAUUGUGAUGGGGACUAGUCUUUCGGUCCAGCCAUUUGCCAGUCUCCCCCAAAUGUGCAAACAGGGAACGCCUCGCGUGCUCAUCAACAUGGAUCGCGUUGGGGGUUUGGGAUCACGACCGGAUGAUGUUCUUCUACUAGGUGAUAUUGAUGCAGGUGUGAGGAAGUUUGCUAAAGCUAUGGGCUGGGAUGAAGAAUUGGAGGCUCUCUGGGAAGAAACCAACCCGGAUCCGAAGUCGCGUGAAGCCGAGGAUGCCUCUCCCCAGACACGGGACGAGCGGCUCCAAGACGAGGUCGAUCGGCUCACAGAGGAAAUUGAGCGGACUGUGGGGAUAUCGAAUGCCUACGAGAAGCGCGUGCGCGAGAAGCUGGAGUCGAAAGACACCGUUGAAUCUGGACUGGCGCAUGUAUUUCCACACUUGGCGCGCAAAUCCCGUUAG